Messenger RNA from Magnusiomyces paraingens, 2181 nucleotides. RefSeq lists its product as uncharacterized. The coding region runs from base 1 to 2181 and encodes 726 amino acids. The transcript has a single exon. NCBI's taxonomy places the organism in Eukaryota, Fungi, Ascomycota, Dipodascomycetes, Dipodascales, Dipodascaceae. The record is from RefSeq and is a predicted model, not a curated record.
AUGUCAUCCAUCCCCAUGGACCCCUCAUCUUCCCUGACCUCACAAAACAAGGUCCCAGGGCCUCCUCUUAAAGAUCUCCUCAUCACACUAGACGAUGCAAUCACAUCCUUCUACACCUCUCCUCUCAUCACUGCCCACCGUUGUGCUCCAACAAUCGCCUCUUUAAUCUCACAUCUCGAUCAUUCUCCUUCUCUCCUCUACGCACAUCUUGCUCUAGACUUUGUCACCCCAGUCUCUGUCUCAUCUCGCGGCUCCAAGUCCGUCCACGAGCUAGUUAAAUUUCACACAAAACUUAGUCUCCUUAACUCCAUUGCGACCUCACCUGAAAUCGUAGCUGCAUCAACAGCACCAGUCUCCCCUGCACGCACUGUAUUCUACUCAAUUGCCCUCUGGCAUAUUGCCUCUAAACUCGUAGCAGCAAGCCCUCGCGAAAAAAUCCAGCCUUGGGGGUAUCUCUGGCUUCUCUGUGUUGCAAACAAUGCCCAUCAUAUCCCUAAAUCAACGUUGGCCGCCUCUCCAAACAUUCUCCCAGCUCUCAUCGAAGCUGCUGAAUCUUCCUCAUCAUCAUCUUCUUCUUCUUCUUCUUCUUCUUCUUCUUCUUCUUCUUCUUCUUCUUCUUCUUCUUCUUCUUCUUCUUCUUCUUCUGCUGCUGCUGCUGCUGCUGCUGUUCAUCUUCUAGCUGCAGUUUACGUGGUUCAUAUUUAUACACCAGCUCUUCACCAGCGUGCGUAUGAGUUUUUCAGCAUGGACACGCAAGCUACUACCACAACCCAUACCACAGCCUCCCCGAACCUUGUUGUUGUCAAUAAAUGGAACUCUCUUUUUAAGCCUUGUGUCAAACCUAAAUCAGCAACAACCCAAAGCAUCUUUCGUAUCCUUCGCCGUUUAACCGUCACUCUCUCAGACACUGAAACUCUCAUAAAACUAAUUGACAAUGAUAACGACGAUGACACUGAUAACGAUGACAACGACAUUAUCAAUAAUAAUAAUAAUAAUAUUAAUAAAAACAACAAUCAACCAUCUGCAUUCCUCCAACCCCGCUUAGCAACUGUCUUUUCUGACGUUUGUCUUGCAGACUUGUCUUCCAUGGCACAACUAUUUGUCACUUGCAAAAAUAAAUGUGAUGAGCUCUCCAAAAUACUAACCUUUGACCGUCAAAACAAAAACAACACUUUUGCAGAAUCAAUUCUCUCUGAUAUCUUGAACAUGUGCUCUUCAAACCACAUUUUCCAAGACCUCACUGUCGCUCAUUUCUGUGCAUCGGAAUCUCUUUUUAACCUCCUAGACAAGACUUGUACCCAAGGCACAACACUAGCAACCAGAGACUAUGCCUCCGAACUCUACAACCUUUUGGCACGUAAGGCUUUGGUCAACCAAAGUGACAUGGUCCCAUUUGUGCUCCCAGUCUCUGUGGCUACCUCCCUCGCAGUCCCUUCCUCUUAUAUUCGCUUCCCAGGAUCGGUCAAAUUCCCCUACCUCAGCAUCAUCCUUGAGACAAUCGACAGCAAGGGUGAAAUAUUGAAAAACAUUAAUGAAUCGCAGCUCUUAUGUCUAGCUAUCAAAAACCUUGAACGCGAUGCAGAGUCCCCCAUGUUCCUGCAGGCUAUGGUAUAUGACCUUGCUACCUAUGACUGUUCCAUGUCCCUCGUUGCUUUAUUCAGCCACCUACUCUACCUCCUUUCCACACACCUUAUGGUCAUCCUUUUUGGUACAGCUUCUCCAGACUACCUUAAACGCAUUUUCAUUCACCCUGAGGUUCCACCUUUGCCUUCACAACCUUUCCCACAACUUGCACCCACAGCCGUCUCUCGCCAAGCCCUGGAGGCCCAGCUCGAGUCGCGCGAAGACAUAUACCACUGUAUUCAGUUGCUUGCCCGCCUUGUCAACCACAGCUUGCCCUCGUCACUGGUCUUCUGCAGCCUUCCUGAGGGCAAGGCCAAGGACAUUCUCAUCAAAGGCGAAGCAUGCACAGUUCUAGGCGCUUAUUCUGUUGCAUACGACUUGUCAAAGCUUCUCAAUGAUGUGCAUUUGGAAUCAACUGUCCGAGACUAUAUGCGGGUCACGGUCUCGGCACCAUAUGGGGUAUACGGACGUAUAACAAUAGUGGAACUCCAUAACCACCUAGCCAACUGGAAGUCGUUGGAUGGGCUUUAUCAACAAAUUGAAAGCCUAGUGACCUGA